Messenger RNA from Hermetia illucens (black soldier fly), 938 nucleotides. RefSeq names its product U7 snRNA-associated Sm-like protein LSm11 (gene Lsm11). Gene Ontology annotation, molecular function: U7 snRNA binding. Bases 153 to 905 code for a protein of 250 amino acids. Gene Ontology annotation, cellular component: U7 snRNP. The transcript is spliced from 2 exons. Gene Ontology annotation, biological process: mRNA 3'-end processing by stem-loop binding and cleavage. The record is from RefSeq and is a predicted model, not a curated record. Lineage: Eukaryota; Metazoa; Arthropoda; Insecta; Diptera; Stratiomyidae.
AAAUGUGUCCGGUGCUUUGCGGGUACGUAAACAAUUAAUUAAGUUCAUUCAGUGAAUUUUCAAAGACAAAUUUAGUGAAAUGAGUAAGAAAAUGCUUCUAAACAGUCGUGGGAGUUGUCUGAAAGUGAAAAGUGGUUGGUGACUACACAGAAAUGAGCGAUAAACAAGAAUCAAAGCCCACGGAAGAUCUGCCACCACAGCAGUCUCGAAGUCCUCUUCAGGAUGCAAUCGGCGGCAGGCUCGACCCGUUUGAAGCGCUCUACGCGCCUUCGUCCUCGGCUCGUCAAAAGGAUUUCAAAAUCUACGACAAUUUGGCGCAAUUCGACGCGGCCCUCAAGAGACUGGGAGUAUUCGCCGUUGGCAGCAAGACAGCGCCACCACCGAAGCCUCAACCCAAACCCACCACGGCAGAAGACAGCAAGUAUCUCAACAUCCCUGGACGCAGAUUUUUAGCACAUCAAGCUCCGAUCCCAACCAAAGGCGCAAAGCCAAAGCAUUCUCGGUCGUUGUUCAUUAAAAUGGAAGACAUCGAGGGCCCGAUGGCGGCCUUUUGGACCUACGUGGAAAAGGGGCAGCGAGUUAAGGUGUACACUCGCAAGGAAAAGGGUGUCCGAGGCAUUACCACUGGAAUUUUGAAGAUCUUCGACAAGAACUGGAACAUUGUAUUGGAAGAUGCUUGCGAGGUUUGGAAGCGGAGGAAGUACAAGUACAGUGAGACCCCAGUUUGUACUGGCGAAGCUAAGGAUUGCUCCCAUCGACUUAGGAAAUUAGGAAUUCGGUUGCCUAAAACGGAAGUUAAAAGUGUGCACAGGAAAUAUGUGGAAUGCUCGAGGAGGAUCAAACAGUUGAUGAUUCGAGGGGAGCAAAUUGUAUUGAUCACGCCUGAUGAUGGUCAGAAAGGAUGAGUGAAUUGACGCAAAUUAUUUUUAUACCGAAAU